Molecule: messenger RNA, 1112 nt
Organism: Nicotiana tabacum (common tobacco)
Lineage: Eukaryota; Viridiplantae; Streptophyta; Magnoliopsida; Solanales; Solanaceae
Source: RefSeq, a predicted model, not a curated record
UGGAUUUUUCACCAUGUGUUGAGGACAUCAACUAAGUAUCCUUGGCUUAUGCUUUACCUAAGAUCAGAUGCCACAUUUGGUUUUUCUGGUGGAUACCAUUAUCCAACUAGGGGCAUGUCAAAAAUUAUACCAGAAUCACCAAAUUUUAAGGUGAGAUUCACAUUGAAUGUGAUAAGGGGAGGAGGUCCAAGCAGCCAAUUUUACUUAAUGGACAUGGGAAGUUGUUGGAAGAACAAUGGAAAUCCAUGUGAUGGCAAUGUAACAUCCGACGUUACGCGAUACAACGAGAUGAUCCUGAAUCCAGAAACACCAUCUUGGUGCAAACCAGAUAGCCCAAAAUUAUGUCCACCAUAUCACAUUUUCCCUAAUGGAACAAGAAUUCAUCGAAACGAUACGACUCAUUUUCCCUAUGAGGCUUAUCAUAUGUAUUGUGCACCUGGAAAUGGAGAACAUAUUGAACAGCCUAGUGUUCAUUGUGAUCCUUAUAGUAAUCCUCAGCCUCAGGAAAUUCUGCAGAUUUUGCCACAUCCUGUUUGGGGAGAUUAUGGUUAUCCUACUAGGAAAGGAGAUGGUUGGAUUGGAGAUCCAAGAACAUGGGAACUUGAUGUUGGGAGGUUGUCACAUUCACUUUAUUUUUACCAGGAUCCAGGAACUAAACCAGCAAGGAGGAAAUGGAGUUCAAUUAAUUUGGGAACAGAAAUUUAUAAAGAACCAAAUCAAGUGGCAGAGUGGACUGUUACUGAUUUUGACAUUCUUGUACCUAAGAAAAAGUAGUAGCAGUAGACAAGGAAGGGGGAUUAAUUUCUUUUUUCUUUCUUAUUCAUUUUUACGGAGGGAGCCUUGGAGCAACGGUAAAAUUAUUUUCGUGUAACCUAUAGGUCACGGGUUCGGGCCGUGAAAUCAGCCACUAAUGCUUGCAUCAAGAUAGGCUACCAACAUCAAACCCUUGGGUUGCGACCCUUUUCCGAACUCUGCGUGAAUACUGGAUGAUUCAUGUAUGGGAAGAUUCAAUUCAAUGUGGUCUGAAGAAAGACCACAAGUUUUCCCCAAGGGAUGUAUUUUUAAUUUUUUUGUAUCCAAUUGUGUACUUGGAUGUUUUUUUUUUUUUUUUU